Gadus chalcogrammus (walleye pollock) is the source of this 2004-nucleotide messenger RNA. It is a transcript of the gene rhot2, whose product is annotated as ras homolog family member T2. The coding region runs from base 151 to 2004 and encodes 617 amino acids. Gene Ontology annotation, cellular component: mitochondrial outer membrane. Gene Ontology annotation, biological process: mitochondrion organization; small GTPase-mediated signal transduction. The record is from RefSeq and is a predicted model, not a curated record. Gene Ontology annotation, molecular function: GTPase activity; GTP binding; calcium ion binding. NCBI's taxonomy places the organism in Eukaryota, Metazoa, Chordata, Actinopteri, Gadiformes, Gadidae. The transcript has 19 exons.
GCAGCGAGUGACCCGGAAAGGCACCGCAGUUUCACCUUGGAUGUUACCGGUUUGGAAUGGCUCACAUCUUGUUGUGCGAAUUUGACAUUUAGAACUAGAUUAAGACCCGAUAAAUUCACACAAAAAUCCGUUGUUGAAACCGGAGGAAGCAUGAAACGAGACGUGAGAAUCCUUCUGUUGGGAGAGCCUGGCGUGGGGAAGACCUCCCUCAUCAUGUCUCUGGUGGGGGAGGAGUUUCCAGACGAGGUGCCCCUCAGGGCAGAGGAGAUCACCAUCCCAGCCGACGUCACUCCAGAGAAGGUGCCCACCCACAUCGUGGACUACUCCGAGACAGAGCAGACGGAGGAGGUCCUGCAGGCGGAGAUCAUCAAGGCCAACGUGGUGUGUGUGGUGUACGACGUCACCAAGGAGGAGACCAUCCAGAAGAUCAAAACCAAAUGGAUCCCUUUAGUCAACGGAAACGCAGAGAAGGGAAACAAGGUUCCCAUCAUCCUGGUGGGGAACAAGUCGGACCUGCGCUCCGGGAGCUCCAUGGAGACCAUCCUGCCCAUCAUGAACCAGUUCUCUGAGAUCGAGACCUGUGUGGAGUGCUCCGCGAAGAACCUGAAGAACAUCUCCGAGCUGUUCUACUACGCCCAGAAGGCCGUGCUGCACCCCACGGCGCCGCUCUACGACCCCGAGGACAAGCAGCUGAAGCCUCAGUGUGUCCGCGCCCUCUCCAGAAUCUUCUACAUCUCCGACCGCGACAACGACCGGAUCCUCAGCGACGUGGAGCUCAACCGCUUUCAGAAGGCCUGCUUCGGGAACCCCCUGGCCCCCCAGGCCCUGGAGGAUGUGAAGACGGUGGUCUGGAAGAACACCAGCGACGGGGUCCAGGACAACGGCCUCACGCUCAACGGGUUCCUGUUCCUGAACACGCUCUUCAUCCAGAGGGGCCGGCACGAGACCACCUGGACCAUCCUCAGGAGCUACGGCUACGAUGACACCCUGGAGCUCACAGACGACUACCUGUACCCCCCGCUACGGGUUCCAGCGGGAUGCACCACAGAGAUCAAUCACCUGGGACACCAGUUCCUGCAGCGGUUGUUCGACAAGUACGAUGAGGACAAGGACUCGGCCCUGUCCCCCGGGGAGCUGAGGAACCUGUUCUGCGUGUUCCCCUACACGCCCUGGGGCCCCGAGGUGUUCAGCUCCGUGCCCACCACCGACCAGGGCUACCUCUCCCACCACGGCUACCUCUGCCAGUGGACGCUCUCCGCCUACCUGGACAUCCACCGCUGCCUGGAGUACCUGGGUUACCUUGGUUACCCCAUCCUCGCCGAGCAGGACUCCCAGACCACCGCCGUCACAGUGACCCAGCAGAAGGAGCUGGACCUGGCGAAGUCCCAGACGCAGCGCACGGUGUUCCUCUGUAAGGUGAUCGGGCCGAGAGGAACCGGGAAGACGGCCUUCCUGCAGGCCUUCGUGGGCCGCAACAUCGUGCUCCACGGGACGGGCAGCAACGCCCUCUCCCCCUACACCAUCAACAAGGUGACCGUCAACAACCAGGAGCGCUUCCUCAUCCUGUACGAGGUGGACGUGGAGACGGAGUUCCUGAAGGCGUCGCACGCGUCCUGCGACGUGGCCUGUCUGAUGUACGACGCCAGUGACCCGCAGUCCUUCGACUACUGCGCCAGCAUCUACAAGCAGCACUACAUGUCCAGCCAGGUGCCCUGCGUGCUGGUGAGCUCCAAGGCCGACCUGGCCGAGGUGAAGCAGCUCCACGGCACCACGCCCGCCCAGUUCUGCUACAAGCACCGCCUGCCCCCACCCAUGGCCUUCUCCGUCCUGUCGCCGGACGCCAGCGCCGACGCCAUCUACACCAAGCUGGCCUGGGCCGCCAUGUUCCCCCACCUGAAUGGCUCGGAGCUGAGCAGCUCCUUCUGGCUCCGCGUGGCGCUGGGCGCGGCCGCGGCCGCCCUGCUGGGCGUCGCCCUCUACCGCACCGCCGGGCGCCAUAAAUGA